This is a messenger RNA of Octodon degus (degu), 903 nucleotides long. It is a transcript of the gene Lcn8, whose product is annotated as lipocalin 8. Gene Ontology annotation, molecular function: small molecule binding. The record is from RefSeq and is a predicted model, not a curated record. The transcript is spliced from 5 exons. Lineage: Eukaryota; Metazoa; Chordata; Mammalia; Rodentia; Octodontidae. Bases 175 to 783 code for a protein of 202 amino acids.
UUCCGGGCUGUGGGUGUCGCUGGCCAGGUGGCUCCAGUGCAGAAUCACCGGGCAUCUCAGGGCAGGCAGCAGUCAGGGUGGCCCGGGGACGCGCUCACUCUCUGGGUGGCUGCACACACGUUCCGCUCGCCAAUAUAACCCUGCUGCCGUGGGCACAGAGGCGGGAGCUGUGCUAUGGAGUCCAGCACGCUGAGCAUCGUCCUGGGCAUCCUGGCUGUGCUGCCGGCUGGGGGGGCCCUGGCAGACUUCGACCAGCGCAAGAUUGGGGGAUUCUGGCGGGAAGUUGGUGUGGCUUCGGACAAGAACCUGGCGCUGAAGACCCCGAGGAGGGCAGAGGGGGUGUUCCUCACCGUGAACGGGAGCAACCUGAUUGUGAAGGUCGUGUUUAACAACUCGGGAAGCUGUGAGACAGAAACCACAGUGGGCUCAGAGAGCGACCCUGCAGGAUUUGCUUUUCCUGGUCACAGGGAGAUGCACGUGCUGGAUACGGACUACGUGCACUACGCCAUUCUGCGGCUGUCCCUGCUGUGGCGGGGACAGGACUUCCACGUGAUCAAGUACUUCACUCGGAGUCUGGAGAAUGAGGAUGAGCUGGGCUUCAGGAAGUUCCGGGAGAUGACAGCAGACACUGGCCUUUACCUGGUGGCCCGGCAUGGUGGGUGCGGGUGCUCCAGGAGGCUGCUGGGUGGGGGCCCUCCUGCCUGCCCUCAUGCUGGCCUGUCCACAGGGAGGUGUGCCAAGCUUCUGAAGGAGGUGAGUGGCGUCUCCAGCCUGCUGUCCUAGGCCCCAUGCGACCCUGGUGGUCCUUGGGGCCCCAGGCCCUGCCCUGGGCAGGAAGACCAUGUGUGUCUCCAUGUGGGGCUCACCGCUGUCCCUGUGCCCUGGGGCCACCCUUGCCCUCAG